This is a messenger RNA of Ostertagia ostertagi, 480 nucleotides long. Lineage: Eukaryota; Metazoa; Nematoda; Chromadorea; Rhabditida; Trichostrongylidae. The record is from the annotation of a GenBank genome assembly.
AUGUUGAGCAAGAGGAAUUCAAUAGGUUCAAGCUCAACCACGAACAGCUCCAAUCCGUCGCUCACCAACGGCAAACACGAACAGGAUAUCUUCAGGGCCGUCAAUGAAUACUACGAUCGUCAUGCAAACAAUUUUCCAAACGAGAAGAACUACGACUCAUUGUUUGGUACCCCAGACUAUAUUCUUAAGCGGACGUCAAUGACAACAAUAAACAAACCGUCAGUGGCAACAAAUCCACCCGUGACAACGAGACAAUUUCACCGUUCCAUCUACUGGUUGGUGCAUAAUCGACGAAAAUACGGUUUCCGACAUGUAUGCAUGAUUCUUCUCGUGCUUGUGUACACAUUGCUUGGAGCGGCUAUGUUCUUCCAUAUAGAGGCAAAUUAUGAACACAAGGUAGUUGCUGAACGUAAAGUCGCACUUGAUAAAAAUGUCGCCAUUAUAGCCGAGCAGCUGAUUCCGCUUAUAUAUCCCUACUAA